Messenger RNA from Frankliniella occidentalis (western flower thrips), 3016 nucleotides. Its product is annotated as heparan-alpha-glucosaminide N-acetyltransferase-like. Lineage: Eukaryota; Metazoa; Arthropoda; Insecta; Thysanoptera; Thripidae. The transcript is spliced from 13 exons. The coding region runs from base 160 to 1974 and encodes 604 amino acids. The record is from RefSeq and is a predicted model, not a curated record.
CAUGAAGCAGACGAGAGCAGGAGCAGAAGUUCAAAAUGUCUUUUCCAUUCAUAUCAACAUUGCAGUUGGAGUCUGCUGCUACCUACGACCACGGCUAUUUGCACGCAACUAAAAUCCCCGGUGCUUCGGGGACGACAGGCUGAACCAUUAACUACUGUCAUGGUGGACACAAUUCUGUUGGGGCAACCAUGCCCUAAAACCCUUCAACUUGAUCAAUCAUGUCUUGAAGUUUAUUCUACUAUUCCUCAUCAAAUUGAUCUGUGGCACCAGUACAUUGAUUGUUAUCUAUGUAAUGCCACACAUUGGACCACUAUCCCUCCAAAUGGAACUGCUGCGCUACUCAUGAAUUCAGCUCUUUCAAGCUACUUUUAUUACACAAAUGAGCUGGGUCAUAAAUACUGCAACACUACGGUUUCUUUUGAUGAACAUGCUACUUAUGGAUGGAAUAUAUCAGAAGCCAGUAGCUGUUCUAGUGUCAAGAAAAUCAGUAACCCCUCUACUCAUCCUCAUUUGCCUUUUGUUGUGGCAUUCCUUGUCUAUGGAAUUGGUGCCGUUCUUUGGUCAGUUGCAAGAUGUGUUUACCGGCAAGAGUGGUCAGCUAGGGUAUGGUUACUAAAUGUCACCUUCUCUGAACUUGAAAAUAGGGUAACCACAAACUCUCCAAGACUAUCUUGUAAGAGCUCCACUGCGAGAUUUCGUCUGAAUGCUGUGAAAGCAUCUCAGAAUAGGGAUCUGGGAUCACCACAGACUCGGGAAAUUUCUCCAGCUAUGUCUCGCUUGGGGAGUACAAGGAGGCAAAUAAACUCACGUGUUAAAUCCUUGGAUACCUUUCGUGGUAUUUGCAUUGCUAUGAUGAUAUUUGUGAACUAUGGUGGAGGUCAAUAUAGAUUCUUUCGCCAUACACCCUGGAAUGGCAUGAAUAUUGCCGAUGUUAUAUUUCCAUGGUUUUUGUGGGUUAUGGGAAUGUCCCUUGUGUUGUCGUUGAGAUCUCAACUCCGAAGUGAUCGUUCUCGUUUCUCGGUCUGGAUUACUGCUUUACGUAGAUCAGUAAUGCUUGUUCUGCUUGGGCUCCUACUAAAUUCUUUUGGCCAUCUCCACAACGACUUGUCAAAUUUUCGUUUUGGAGGAGUUCUACAAAGACUUGGAGCAAGUUUUUUCAUUAUUUCAUCAGUUGAAACCAUUUUUAUGAACUUGCAAGGCCCAUCUCAAUAUGGGCUUCUCUCAGACUUUUGGGAUGGCUGGGCACAAUGGGUGUGUGCUCUGGCCUUUGCUGGAACAUGGAUGCUUAUUACAUUUUUAGUAGAUGUUCCAAACUGUGGGCCUGGGUAUGUCGGUCCAGGUGGACUGCACAAAUUUGGUAAAUUUGAAAAUUGCACUGGAGGUGCUUCAGGUUAUCUUGACAGAAUGAUCUUGCACCCUAAUCACAUGUAUCAGAAUCCCACUUGCAAGAAACUAUAUCAGUCCACCCAACCAUAUGACCCAGAGGGAUUACUUGGAACAUUGACAGCUGCAUUUUUAGUUCAUCUUGGUGUUCAUGCAAGCAGAAUUAUGCUGUGUUAUGAUUACUCCAAACGCCGUAUUGCUCGUUGGUUAUUUUGGGGAGUUGUUGCUGUAAUGACUGGAUUAAUGCUCUGUGGUUUCUCAAAAGAAACCGGCCAUAUUCCAAUCAACAAAAAUCUGUUUUCUCUCUCUUUUGUGUUGGUAACUGGAGGAUCAGCCUAUUUGGUUUUUGCUGCCUUGUAUUUCUUGAUCGAUGUUCGCAACUGGUGGUCUGGUGCUCCAUUUAACUAUGCAGGUAUGAAUUCAAUAGUUCUAUUUGUUGGACAUGAAAUCACAAGAAAUAUGUUUCCAUGGAGUUGGAAACCUUACUGGGGAACUCAUGGAGAGUAUCUUGGAAUGAAUCUAUGGGGAACAACUCUCUGGAUAAUUAUUGCUUUCUACCUAUUCAAGAGGAACAUUUUUGUUACAAUCUGAAAUAUUUCCAAUGUAGUCAAAUGACAUAUCUGUCUUAAUUAUUUGAGUACAGUUAUUGGUGCAGCAGUUCUCAUUAUAUUAGUCAAAAGACCGUAAAGUGGGUACAAUACACUAUUGAGGUUGUUUGACUUCUUCAUACCAAUGAAUUUAAUGACUUUACAGGAUUGCAGGAUUAUUAACUCAUUUAGUAAGUCACUGAGAUGACUAAAAUUAAAAUGUUUUAGAUUAGAUUAGAUUCUUUGAAAAAAAUGAAUAGGAUGGACAAAUGUGAGAUGUAGUACUGUAUUGCCUGAGAGAUUUUAGACUGUUUACACAGCGAAGUAAUGUUUGCAUAGGUAUGGUAAUGGACUGUGACAACAAAAAUGUAUUUCUUAUCUUGCCUGUAUUUUACAUACAGGUUUAUAGAUGUAAAAAUAAUUUUGACAGAGCAGUAAUCUAAAUUUGGGCUGAGACACAUUUUAUUGCAUGUUCUUACCUUAUGGUAAUGUUAUCUAUUCAAAUAUUUAAUUUGUAUUCUUUACACAUUUCAAAAAAUGCAAGUUAAAUUAUGUCAGUUGCAAAUUUGAUUUGACUGCAAUUUCAUAUUUCGAUUGUUCAGUGCAUGCUAUUAUGCUGCAUGUUUGUGUUAUGUUUGACAGACUGUUAUUCUUAUUGUGGUUGUGCACCAUAACAUUUGUGAUAAAGCUUUAGAUUAAGAUUAUUUUAUUUUAUUUGACUUAUUAAUGUUCUUUGGAUUUUUUUCUCUCUAACCAUUGACCAAUAUGUGUGCUUCCACUUACUCUAGAACCUUACUAUUUUUUUAGUCUACUUAAAAUUAAAGCCCAGUAACCAUUAGCAUUAAAACAUGGGAAAGGUAUAUUUGUCAUGAUAAUUUUUGUUGUUUACAAUUAUACCAGAGAUUUUAUUGUAAUGAUGUACUACUUAUAUCAUGUGUCAAUAUUUUUCUGCUUUGAAAAGUUACUUUGUAUUCCUCCCCAUCAGUAGUUUUGCUCAACUUUUAUACAUUAAUCUGUAUUACAAAUAAAGAUAAGAUCUAUCUAAA